This is a messenger RNA of Aspergillus caelatus, 1784 nucleotides long. Its product is annotated as serine--tRNA ligase SES1. Gene Ontology annotation, molecular function: serine-tRNA ligase activity; ATP binding; tRNA binding. The coding region runs from base 174 to 1598 and encodes 474 amino acids. NCBI's taxonomy places the organism in Eukaryota, Fungi, Ascomycota, Eurotiomycetes, Eurotiales, Aspergillaceae. Gene Ontology annotation, biological process: seryl-tRNA aminoacylation. Gene Ontology annotation, cellular component: cytosol. The transcript has 7 exons. The record is from RefSeq and is a predicted model, not a curated record.
CCCUAAUGGCUCAAGGCCACCCAAGAUUUUACCCCUCACAUUGACCGUGACCAAGACUAGGACCUCUGGGGCUUCUGUUCAACUUCACUCUACAUUGCCGAAUCUGAGAGCCUAACCUGCUAGGGCCAGUCACCCGACCAUUCUUUUAGACUUACGCCUUCAGUUCCUACAAGAUGCUCGAUAUCGCUGACUUCGUCAGUGACCGCGGUGGGAACCCAAACAAGGUCAAGGAGAGUCAACGGAAACGAUUUGCUCCAGAAAAUGUCGUCGAUGAAGUUCUUACACUAUAUGAAGAAGCCCGCCGAGCACGGUACGAAGUCAUGCAGAUAGGCUCCCAGAUCAAUGGACUUCAAAAAGAAAUUGGGAAGAAAAAAAAGAACAAGGAAGAUGCAAGUUCCCUUCUGGAAGAGAAAGCUGCGCUUGAACAACGCAAGAAAGAAGCCGAAGACCUUGCUCUUCAAAAGGAAAAGCAAAGAGACAGCAAACUCCGAACAAUUGGUAAUUAUGUGCAUGAUUCGGUCCCUGUGAGCAAUAACGAAGACGAUAAUGUAGUGGUUAAGACAUGGGUGCCCGAGAAUGUCACUGUCGAGAAGCGCGAUUGCCUUUCUCAUCAUGAAGUUCUCACUCGCCUUGACGGCUACGACCCCGAACGUGGUGUCAAGAUUGUCGGCCACCGUGGAUACUGCUUGACUGGGUAUGGACUUUUCUUAAAUCUUGCGCUGAUCAACUACGGCUUGGAAUUCCUUUGGGGAAAGGGUUACAAGCCGAACCAGCCACCUCAAUUCAUGCUGAAGGACAUGAUGGCAAAAACAGCCCAGCUUGAGCAAUUUGACGAGGAAUUGUAUAAAGUAACAGAAAGUGAGGACAAAUCUACAGACAAAUACCUCAUCGCCACUUCAGAACAGCCGUUGUCAGCUUUGCAUGAUGGUGAAUGGCUCCAGGACAAGGAUCUUCCAAUCAAGUAUGCUGGAUAUAGCACAUGCUACCGCAAAGAAGCAGGAGCUCAUGGUAAAGACGCUUGGGGUAUUUUCCGCGUCCAUCAGUUUGAGAAAAUCGAGCAAUUCGUCCUUACUAAACCGGAACAAUCAUGGGAAGCUUUCGAGGAGAUGAUGGCUACGUCGGAAGAGUUCUACAAAUCUCUUGGGCUUCCCUAUCAGAUAGUUACCAUCGUGUCCGGGGCCCUAAACAAUGCUGCGUCUAAGAAAUAUGACCUCGAAGCCUGGUUCCCAUUUCAAGGAGAGUACAAGGAGCUUGUUUCUUGCUCCAACUGCACAGAUUAUCAAGCUCGGGCUUUGGAAAUUCGGUAUGGCACUAAAAAAGCGACAGAUGUUAAGAAGUCUUAUGUUCAUGCUUUGAAUGCCACGCUGUGUGCUACUGAGCGGACGCUUUGCUGUAUUCUUGAGAAUUAUCAAAAGGAGGAUGGAUUUAUUGUGCCAGAGCCCCUUCGGAAAUACAUCCCAGGCGCCCCAGAAUUUCUCCCUUAUACCAAAGAACUCCCGAAGGAUAGCACUUCCCAGAAAGCUAAGGGCAAGCAGAGUUCUAAGGCAGCAAGUGGUGCGGAAGAAGCCACAAAGAAGAUACAGGAUUUACGGGUGUGAGUGCCAAAGACUCUGAGAAGUUACUGCUCUAUCUGGAAUGAUAUCUACAGCAAUGGAGACAAUUGCAAAUCUCAUUGCAUGGUGUUGUGAGACGAGAACAUGUUAGCAUGUAGACUAUUUGUAGAAGGCAGACAGUAUGAGUUUCUUUCGCGUCAAAAUUUAAUAGAAUUAACUGUACAUGAUUUC